This is a messenger RNA of Adineta ricciae, 468 nucleotides long. The record is from the annotation of a GenBank genome assembly. NCBI's taxonomy places the organism in Eukaryota, Metazoa, Rotifera, Eurotatoria, Adinetida, Adinetidae.
AUGAUUUCAAUUCAAAUAAACACUGAAUCAACAACCACUUCUAGCACCACCACAACAUCUGUCACCACUUCCACUCCACCAUCUUCUCUUUGUGCGAAUACCACUAGUAGUGCGUUUCUAUAUAAGAAUCAAUUUAUUUACUCACCAACGUCACAAACCUAUGCUGCAGGAAUGCUAAACAAUCAGUUUGGUGUGUACAAAGCGUACGGAUAUCAAAACGUAACGGCAACGGCCAUUUGGAAUGCAAAGCAGAAACCAACAACUUAUGAAGCUUAUUUCGUAGCUCAAGGAGAUCGUAACUUGGUUGUUUACGCCGCAAGUGUCGGAACUGUAUUAUGGUCAGCUAAUACCGCUAGUCGAGUUUACGGAGAGCCAUUCUGUUUGAAUAUGUUAGAUACGGGUAUUCUUAUGUAUGUCGAUGGUAGCGGAUCGACUAUUUGGCAAACAAACAUCGAGCCAAAUGGAUGA